Molecule: messenger RNA, 1230 nt
Organism: Ophidiomyces ophidiicola
Lineage: Eukaryota; Fungi; Ascomycota; Eurotiomycetes; Onygenales; Onygenaceae
Exons: 1
Coding region: 1-1230 (409 amino acids)
Biological process (GO): dehydro-D-arabinono-1,4-lactone biosynthetic process
Cellular component (GO): cytosol
Molecular function (GO): D-arabinose 1-dehydrogenase [NAD(P)+] activity
Source: RefSeq, a predicted model, not a curated record
AUGGCCAGCCCCGGAAAGCCAGCAGCACCGCUGUCGGCGAGUCUGCCCGCACUGAUCAUGGGAUCCGCGACCUUCAACUCGCAGUACAACCCGGAUCCCUACGCGCUGCCCACCGCCAGUCUCGUCCACAAGGCGCUCGCCGCCGGCGUCCGGGCGUUCGACACUUCGCCAUACUACGGCCCCGCGGAGGAGCUGCUGGGCCAGGCUCUGGAUAUGCCCUUCGUUCGUGACAACUACCCUCGCAGCUCCUAUCAUCUGCUCACAAAAGUCGGCCGCAUCGCCGCUGCAUCGUUUGAUUACUCGCCCGCCUGGAUCAGACGGAGUUUGGCACGCAGCCUGGUACGGCUGAAAACCCCGUAUCUGGACGUGGUAUACUGCCACGAUGUCGAGUUCGUCUCAGCAGACGAAGUGCUCGUGGCCGUGAGAGAGUUACGCCGUAUUCGAGACACCGAAGGCACAGUGCGAUACGUCGGGAUAUCCGGCUACCCAGUCGACGUUCUCUGCGACCUGGCAGAGAUGAUUCUACGAGAAACAGGUGAACCGCUGGACGCAGUCAUGUCCUUUGCGAAUUUCACCGUGCAGAAUACGAGACUGGUCUCGGAGGGCGUCCCUCGCCUUCUAGCAGCGGGCGUCGAUGUUGUGCCCAAUGCAUCGCCGUUGGGAAUGGGCUUGUUGAGGCGCAGCGGUGUGCCGAUUGGCAGCAUGGGCGAUUUCCACCCCGCACCCGUGGAGCUGCGACAGGCGGUGAGCAAGGCCAGUGACUGGACCGAGGCGCAAGGCCACAAGAUCGAAUCUAUCGCCAUCCAGUUUGCCCUUGUGGCAUGGUUGACAGAUGGGUCGCCUGUAGGUUCAUAUGGCGAGCUUCUCGCCCCAGAAGUAGCUGCUCGGCCCCCCUCCACUCAAGCAGACCAUACUGCUGGCCUUAUACAUGGCGUCAGUGUCAUGGGAGUAAGCACGGUUGAAGAGCUUGAAGAGACACUUAGCGUCUGGCGGAGGAUUAUUGACGGGCUGGAUACGGGAGCUGGCAAGGAAAACCCGGAAGGCGAGCACAGCUCGGUAAAAUCUCAAGCUGAAAUCCUCAAAAAUAACCGUCAGCGAAUUCUUCCCCUUGUUGAGGGGAUACAGAAGAUUCUAGGCCCGCAAUGGGUCAACUAUGCGUGGCCCAGUCCAGAUACGGGGUUUGUUAACCAACCACCUCCUGCGGGAUACGACAAAGAUACUGUUGGCUAG